Molecule: messenger RNA, 6508 nt
Organism: Lepus europaeus (European hare)
Lineage: Eukaryota; Metazoa; Chordata; Mammalia; Lagomorpha; Leporidae
Gene: MAN2A1
Product: mannosidase alpha class 2A member 1
Exons: 22
Coding region: 475-3906 (1143 amino acids)
Biological process (GO): protein deglycosylation; mannose metabolic process; N-glycan processing
Cellular component (GO): Golgi membrane
Molecular function (GO): carbohydrate binding; alpha-mannosidase activity
Source: RefSeq, a predicted model, not a curated record
GCUCCUCCCCAUCCAGUUCCUCCCCGCUCGGCUCCUCGCACCCAGCUGGGUUCCGCGGGCCCGGGGCCGCUCGCCCAGCGCCUGCUCUGGGUGGGGAGGACGCGCCUGCCCUCGUCGAGAAAACUUUUCCUGCCGACUCGGUCGGGGGGUGGCGGUGACAGGAAGUCGGGGGCAGCGACCUCUCCUCCGCGCGCCCCGCGCGCCCUGCCGGCUGUUGGCGCCGAGCUCGGAUCAAGUUUGCGCCGGCCCCUUCCCGACUAAGGGCGAGUCCCGUCCGGAGAGCGACGCCCGGCCCCAGGAGGGCGGCGGGCCGGGGCCAAGGCUGAGGGCGCGCCGUGGCGCCGGGGACGGCGUGCGGAGCGGGGCCCGGACCCGCACCCGCAAGCGCGGCGGGCGCGCAGCCCGGGCGCAGGGAGCCUCCGGUGGCCGCCUCCGGGUGAAGACGAUAGCGUGGCCUGGGUUCUAGCGAGGAAAAUGAAGUUAAGCCGCCAGUUCACCGUGUUCGGCAGCGCGAUCUUCUGCGUGGUGAUCUUCUCGCUCUACCUGAUGCUGGACCGGGGUCACUUAGACUACCCCAGGAGCCCGCGGCGCGAGGGCUCCUUUCCCCAGGGCCAGCUCUCCAUGUUGCAAGAAAAAAUAGACCAUUUGGAGCGUUUGCUAGCCGAAAAUAAUGAGAUCAUCUCAAAUAUUAGAGACUCGGUCAUCAAUUUGAGUGAGUCUGUGGAAGAAAGUCCAAAAAGUUCACAAGGCGACUUCAGCCAAGGUGCUGGCCCCCAUCUUUUGCCAUCACAGUCCUCCCUUCAGGCCCACCCUGCAGACUGUCUGUUUGCUUCACAGAGUGGAAGUCAGCAUCCAGAUGUGCAGAUGCUGGAUGUAUACAGCCUCAUCCCUUUCGACAAUCCUGACGGUGGAGUUUGGAAACAAGGGUUCGAUAUUACCUAUCAAGACGACGAAUGGGAUGCCGAACCCCUUCAGGUCUUUGUGGUGCCUCACUCUCAUAACGACCCAGGUUGGUUGAAGACUUUCAAUGACUACUUUAGAGACAAGACUCAGUAUAUUUUUAAUAACAUGGUCGUAAAGCUGAAAGAAGACUCAAGCAGGAAAUUUAUGUGGUCUGAGAUCUCCUACUUUGCAAAGUGGUGGGACAUUAUAGAUACUCAGAAGAAGGAUGCUGUUAAAAGUUUGCUAGAAAAUGGUCAGUUUGAAAUUGUGACAGGUGGCUGGGUUAUGCCAGAUGAAGCUACUUCGCAUUAUUUUGCCUUAAUUGACCAACUAAUUGAAGGGCAUCAGUGGCUGGAGAAACAUGUAGGAGUGAAGCCUCGGUCUGGUUGGGCUAUAGAUCCUUUUGGCCAUUCACCAACAAUGGCUUAUCUUCUGAAACGUGCUGGAUUUUCACACAUGCUUAUCCAAAGGAUUCAUUAUGUAGUGAAAAGACACUUUGCAAGGCAAAAAACGUUGGAGUUUUAUUGGAGACAGAACUGGGAUCUGGGAUCCGUCACAGAUAUUUUUUGCCACAUGAUGCCCUUCUACAGCUAUGACAUUCCUCACACCUGCGGACCUGAUCCUAAAAUAUGCUGUCAGUUUGAUUUUACACGGCUUCCUGGAGGAAGAUUCGCUUGUCCCUGGGGAGUAGCUCCAGAACCAAUAACUCUUGCAAAUGUCCAAAGCAGGGCUCGGAUGCUUCUAGAUCAGUAUCGGAAGAAGUCGAAGCUUUAUCGUACUAAAGUUCUUCUGGUCCCGCUGGGAGAUGAUUUUCGCUUCUGUGAAUACACCGAAUGGGACGUACAGUUCAAGAAUUAUGGGCAGCUUUUUAAAUUUAUGAAUUCUCAACCUCAAUUUAAAGUAAAGAUACAGUUUGGAACUUUAUCAGAUUAUUUUGAUGCAUUGGAUAAAGCAGAUACAACUGAGAGUAAGAAUGGCCAAUCAGUGUUCCCUGUUGUAAGUGGAGACUUUUUCACCUAUGCUGACCGGGACGAUCAUUACUGGAGUGGCUACUUUACAUCUAGACCCUUUUACAAAUGGCUGGAUAGAGUCAUGGAAUCCCGUUUACGGGCUGCUGAAAUUCUUUACCAUUUCGCCCUGAAGCAAGCUCAGAAAUACCAGAUAAAGAAAUUUCUUUCAUCACCACAUUACACGUCACUGACAGAAGCCAGAAGGAACCUGGGACUGUUUCAGCAUCAUGAUGCUAUCACAGGAACUGCCAAAGACUGGGUGGUUGUGGAUUAUGGUACCAGACUCUUUCAUUCAUUGAUGCUUUUGGAGAAGGUCAUUGGAAAUUCUGCAUUUCUUCUUAUUCUCAAGGACAAACACACAUAUGAAUCCUAUUCUUCAGAUACCUUCUUAGAGAUGGAAUUGAAACAAAAGUCACAAGAUUCUCUGCCACGAAAAAAUGUAAUAAAGCUGAGUGCAGAACCAAGGCACCUUGUGGUCUAUAAUCCUUUAGAGCAUGGCCGAAGCACGAUGGUCUCCAUCCAUGUGAGUUCCCCCACGGUGCAGGUGCUGUCUUCUUCCGGAGAAACUUUGGAAGUCCAAGUCAGUGCCGUGUGGGAUGCGGAAAGGACUGUUUCACAGACGGCCUAUGAGAUUUCUUUUGUAGUACAUAUUCCACCACUGGGACUGAAAGUGUAUAAGAUUUUGGAAUCAGGAAAUUCAAAUUCCCAUUUAGCUGAUUACACCCUGUAUAAUGGUGAAGCAAAAGAUAAUGGAAUUUUCAGCAUGAAGAAUGCAAUAGAUGCCAAAGAAGCUAUAACUAUAGAGAACUCCUUUAUUACACUUUGGUUUGAUCAUUCUGGGCUUAUGAAGAAAAUGGUAACCAAAGAAGAUGGCAAACACCAUGACAUAACUCUGCAGUUUUCAUGGUAUGGAACUACAAAUAAAAGAGACAAAAGUGGUGCCUACCUCUUCUUGCCUGAUGGCAGUGCCAAGCCUUAUGUUUACGAAAAACCACCCUUUGUGACAGUGACACGUGGAAGGAUGUAUUCAGAAGUGUCUUGCUUUUUUGACCAUGUUACCCAUCGAGUCCGGCUCUACCACAUACAGGGAAUAGAAGGACAGUCUGUGGAAGUUUCCAAUAUUGUGGACAUCCGAAAUUCAUUUAACCGUGAGAUAGCAAUGAGAAUUUCUUCUGAAAUAAAUAGCCAAAAUAGAUUUUAUACUGACCUAAAUGGAUACCAGAUCCAACCUAGAAUGACAAUGAGCAAAUUGCCGCUUCAAGCAAAUGUGUACCCCAUGACCACCAUGGCCUACAUCCAGGACGCCAAACAUCGGCUAACGCUGCUCUCUGCUCAGUCCUUGGGUGUUUCCAGUUUGAGCAGUGGUCAGAUUGAAGUCAUCAUGGAUCGAAGACUCAUGCAAGACGAUAAUCGCGGCCUGGGGCAAGGCGUCCGGGAUAACAAGAUUACCGCCAAUCUCUUCCGAAUACUGCUAGAAACAAGAACUGAUGUUAACCUGGAAGAAGAGAAGAAUCCUGUCAGUUACCCCUCCCUCCUCAGCCACCUGACUUCUUCUUUCCUGAAUCAUCCAGUCUUUCCGAUGACAGAGAAGUUCGCGCCCACCUCCAAGCUGCUGGGUGAAUUCGCUCCGCUCGCGUCAUCUCUGCCCUGUGACAUUCACCUCGUUAAUCUGAGGACGAUUCAAGCCAAGGUGGGCAGCGGCUACUCCGAUGAGGCAGCCUUGAUCCUCCACAGGAAAGGCUUCGACUGCCGCUUCCCCAGCAGAGGCACGGGACUGCUUUGCUCUACUACUCAGGGAAAGAUGCCAGUACAGAAGCUUUUUAGCAAGUUUACUGUUGCAAGCCUCACACCUUCAUCGAUAUCCUUGAUGCAUUCACCCGCAGACGCCCAGAAUAUAAGUGAGAUCAACUUGAGUCCCAUGGAAAUCAGCACAUUUCGAAUCCGCUUGAGAUGAACGUGACCUUCAGAUUUGGCUCGGGAAGCAUUGGCUUUUCUACCUUUCUUGGUUUGACGUGCAAUAAAGAAGCAGAUUAUUUUAGCUUCUGGCUACUGUGAGAACAUGAUUCUGUGAUUUUAAAAAAUAAAUAAAUAAAUAAAACAGGACAGAAAGAAAAAAAAAGCCAUGCUAUGACCCAGGUUUCUUAAGUUUCUCCUAUGGACUACCACCAUCAGUAUGAAUCGCAGCAAGCGAAGAAAUAUUUAAAGACAACCUCUCAACAGCUUGUAUCUCAGGUUAAAUGAUAACUAAUUAUGUCUGUGUUGGGGGUUGUGCAGAGAUUCUUAUCUGUACUUGUGUCGCCAAUCCUUGUUAGUUUUACAGAAAUACCUGUCUGACCAAAAUGGAGUAAAAAAAAAAAGUGGUGGGGAAUAGCUAAUGGCCAAAAUGGUUGCAAUUAUUCAUACACAUGAGAAAAAGUUGUGUGUGUUGAAAUACGUGGAAAAGUGCAAUCCCUCAGCCCUUAUGAUAAACAUAGUUGAUUGUCACACCUUUUUUUAUACGAACCUCUUACCCCUUCCCUUUGUAACUAUUUCCGGAAGUACCUGAUUUUGAAUCGUUCAGCAGUAGAAAAAGAGGCAUAUUUUCAUUACUUGACAAUGUGGGAUAGGUGCAAUUUAUUCCAUUGUCACUGAGAUAGAAGAAGCAAUUCCAUAGGUACCAUAAACCUAUUUUGGGUACCACAAAGGUGUCUUUUUACACAGCUCAUUUGAAUACAGGUGUUCUGAGAUGGGGGUUUUCUAUUUUAAAAUUACCAUAUCAAAAUAAAUGUGCCUUAUUUUUUUAUAAGUCUUGUUAAAUCUUUUGGUGUCCAUAUUACUGUCUGGGGAAGCGGGGUGGGGGGGUAGGUAGGGGGAUGGGUACUUUUUAUGACGCGUAAUUUGUGUGAUUUUUGCCUGACAAUACCGGCCACCUUCUGAUCUGUUUCAUUCAAUUUGUGGUGAUGUCACUCUAAACAUUUUGACUAUUUGAAUGUACUGAGAUGUCAGAUAACAAAAUAAGGAAGGAAAAUAUUGUUAAUUAAAAUAUGCUGCUGCCAAGGAAACCACAACUUGAAGCCAGGAUUUUGUGGCACACAAAAUCCAGAUGUUUCCGUUUCACAGUAGUUAACCGUGUUGAAGAGAGAAUGCUUUAAGACAGACCCUGGUUUGGAACCCACUUACAUAUAACUCAUCAUUACCUUAUUCAAGAAUGUUUGUGUAGCUGAUUGCAAACUCUUGUUUGUGCUAACCUCAGAGUCACGUUCCAAGCCCAUGUGCCAUUAGAGAACUUUUAAUAAACUUUAGUUGGGAUCCUUGUUUCCUUAAUAUUAAAAUAGCAGCAAUAUUAGCUGGCAACUUUUAGAAUAUUUAGUUCCCACAUAGAAAGGAUUCUUUGAGUAUGUCCAAAGUUUUCGCAAAUUCUGACUUUAAACUUCCUUUUACUUCUUGCCAUUCCAACAUCUUUCUGGAAAAAUGAAAGCCGAUUUCCGUCUUACCACGUAGUCUGGAUUUUCCCUCAAGAUGCAGCUCCUAAGGUGGUUGUUGUUACAUUAAAUUCAUAACCUCCUUCGCCUUUAAUAAUUAAGGAAACAAUACCAGUGUUGAUAAAGAUAUUACAGAGAGGUUUAAUUUCAUGCAAUAAACUUGUACUGUACAUUUCCUUCCUCGCUUUUUCAAGAAUAAACAACUAAAAAAAAAAUAGGUUUUUUUGUGGACAUCUAUAGAUGAUAAGGUUGCCAGAAGCAAAUCCCAGGAGCAAGAUCAGUAUUUUCAUUGCAUCUUCAAUGUCAAGCCUUCCUAUGGGAGUUCACUGUGUUUUGUGGUUAAGUGGGUACGCUUAAUCACUCUGGAAACUCUGAUCAGAUGAAAUAAAAAAUCUGAUGCAAUAACAGUAGUUUUGCCACUUCUGGUUGUUUGAGAUCGAUCUGUCCCAUGUCAGUCGAGGUUUUAUUCCAUGUGUGUUGCCACCAGCUGUUCACAGGUAAAGCAGAAGGUCACCAUAACCAGAGGUUUCUGCAUUCAAGAGUUAGCUUUUAGAUGAAACCAGCAGGGAGAUGAAGAAGAGGAUGCUUCUGCUUUGGGUUGUGGUCAAGAACUGAGCAAAUAAUGUCACCGGCACACACUGAAAACCAUGCACUGCGGUAGUGAUCUCCGUGGCAUAUUAGGUUUUAUUGCAUUUAGUAGCACAGUUGUUUAGUAGUCCAAGUAGCUUGUUACUUUCCCUCUCCCCCCACCCCCUGCUUCCCUCCCUCUUUUCCCCUCCCCCUCUCCCUCUCUGGAAAUUUUAAUUUGAGGUUAUAACUGCAGUCUUCAAGAACUGAGCAUCCUUGUUUUCUAUAAAUAAUUAUGAAAAUGCUGUAAAAUGUGUUGUAAGACAUUGUAAUUAUCUUCCCAUGUCUUUGUUGUAGUUGUGCCGAAAUGUUUUCAUAUUCUUUUGUCUGAAAGAAAAUGUUUGCUUUCAUUCUGAUUGUUUUCUCACCUUAGAAUCAACAGGUUUUGAUAUUUUCUCUUGGAAGAUUUUAUAUCUUUUUGGGAUUCUGUAAUAUAAGAUCUCUAAUAAAAGAUAAUCUUAUCCUGUG